UGAGAUAUUCAGUUGUUUGAUCGUCAAAAUUGGCUGUCAACGUUCAAUCUAACCAAGAAUCAUGUCGGUAUCAUUGGGCGCACCCGGUCAGCAUAAGCAGGCGUCGAGGAAGGGAAAGAAAGCAUGGCGGAAGAACAUUGAUAUCACCCCAGUCCAGGAGGGAUUGGAGGAUGUGCGCGAAGAAAUCAUUCAAGGAGGACUUCUCUCAGAGAAGCCUGCUGAAGAGCUUUUCACUCUCGACACCACCGGAUCCACGGCCAUUCAGAAGGCUUAUAAUAAAGUCCAUAAACCGCUCAAGGCAGACGAAAUUAUCGCUCAGCGAUCAGCUGUUCCUGCUGUCGACUCCCGCAAGAGAUCUAGCUCUAAAGUGACAGACGGCAUCAUCGAGCCCAGCGGCAAGAAGCGUAGAGGUGGAGGCGUUUCCCACAAAGAACUCGAACGUCUCAAGCAAAUCGCGUAUGGUGGAGACUCGGUUCACAAGGAUGUUGUCAAGACCGACAACACGCCAGCCUAUGAUCCAUGGGCUGUGGAACCGCCAAAGCAGGAUCCCAGAUUUUCGUUCCUGGAGCCGCCGAAGCCGGUGCGAGCGCCAAAGACACUGAAUGAGGCUCCGAUUUCUCUGGCCGCCGACGGAAAGAAAAUCCCUGCUGUGAAGCGGCCUGAAGGCGAAAUGAGCUAUAACCCGACGUUUGAGGAUUGGAGUGAGGCUCUGGAAAAUGCAGGACAGAAGGAAGUGGAAGCAGAAUUGAAGAGAUUACAGGCCGAGGCAGCUGAACAGGAUCUUCGAGAGCGAGCUGCUGCCUCUGCCGCGCAGCAAGGUGCGGAGAUUGAUGAGGGAGACGAUGACGAGAGUGCGUGGGAAGGUUUCGAAAGCGAAGCAGAAAACGAGCCGUUGUCUGCUCGCCAGCGCCGCCCGGAGCGGAAGACCCAGUCACAGAAGAACAAGGCUAAGCGGAGAAAGGAGGGUGAGAGACAAGCCAAAUGGGAAGAAAAAAUGCAGAAGAAGGCUGCGCAGGCCGAGCAAAUUAAGGCGCUAGCCGAGGCCAUCGAAGCAAAGGAGAAAGCCAGGGCAGAGGCAAGUGCCAAUGGUGAAGAUGCCGAUGAAUCCGGGGAGGGAGAUGAUACCGUUCUUCGUCGAAAGAAUAUUAGGAAUGCUCCUUUCCCUGAGAAGCAGCUAGAGCUGGUCUUGCCUGACGAACUCAGUGAGUCGUUGCGGCUCUUGAAGCCAGAAGGAAACCUUGUCAAAGAUCGAUUCCGAAACAUGAUUGUUCGCGGCAAAUUGGAGUCACGUAGACCCAUUACGCAGCCCAAGAAGGCGAAGAGAACAUAUACAGAGAAAUGGACAUACAAGGAUUUCAAGAUCUAGAGAUUUGGCAAGCCAUUGCAGCCAUGUCGCUUUUGUUGGCGUUCACCUCAUAUACUUUUUUCUUUGGUUGUUCGGAGUCACGAAGUAUUAAUUUGGUCUGGUAGACAUAGAAGCAUUAUCCUACUACAUUUCAAGGCUAUCAAUCAAAAGCACGGGUAAAAGUUUUCCAUUGCAAAGCUUCAUAGAGCGCACUUUCGAAUCCCAGGGCAGAGGCUCGUGAUACAAACUAGGGUC
Molecule: messenger RNA, 1600 nt
Organism: Xylona heveae TC161
Lineage: Eukaryota; Fungi; Ascomycota; Xylonomycetes; Xylonales; Xylonaceae
Product: P60-like protein
Exons: 3
Coding region: 62-1366 (434 amino acids)
Biological process (GO): rRNA processing; ribosomal large subunit assembly
Cellular component (GO): nucleolus
Molecular function (GO): 5S rRNA binding
Source: RefSeq, a predicted model, not a curated record